Messenger RNA from Chanos chanos (milkfish), 1941 nucleotides. Its product is annotated as protein-glutamine gamma-glutamyltransferase 5-like. Gene Ontology annotation, molecular function: protein-glutamine gamma-glutamyltransferase activity. The record is from RefSeq and is a predicted model, not a curated record. The coding region runs from base 1 to 1941 and encodes 646 amino acids. Gene Ontology annotation, biological process: peptide cross-linking. Lineage: Eukaryota; Metazoa; Chordata; Actinopteri; Gonorynchiformes; Chanidae. The transcript is spliced from 13 exons. Gene Ontology annotation, cellular component: mitochondrion.
AUGGGACUCAGGCUGAAGUAUGUCAGUUUGGAAGCAGAUGAAAACCAUAAAACCCAUAACACUCUUGGACUGAGCUCCAAACACUUGGUGGUACGGAGAGGACAACCUUUUAAAAUCAAACUCCUCUUUCAGGACCAAAGCUUGGACCCAGUCAGAGACACCUUAAUUUUCCAUGUGUCACUAGGUGACUUGGCAGUAGAGCUUCAUAGCGUCAUUUCUAAAAAUGGAUGCAGUGCCAACUGGGCUGCGUGGAUUCAUCCAGGGGAGAUAUACCCCAGAUCAGUGGUGGUCAACAUCUGUACCUCCUGCCAGGCCCCUCUGGGCCUCUAUGACCUUCAGGUUCACACGCUGAAUUCAAGUGGCCAACAUGUGUAUGUUAUCGGGCACUUUGUCCUGCUCUACAAUCCAUGGCAUCCAUAUGAUACUGUUUACAUUCCUUCUGAGGAGCAGAGGGAGGAAUAUGUGAAAAAUGAUACUGGUAUUCUAUAUGUUGGGACCCCUCAUAAUGUCAUUCGGCGACCUUGGUCAUUUGGUCAGUAUGAUGGAGAGAUCUUGGAGAUUUGUCUGAACCUCCUGCAAAUCAGUCCUCAGCACAGUGAACAUUCACUACGGGACUAUGUCCACAGAUCUGACCCAGUCUAUCUUAGCAGGGUGGUGUGUGCCAUGAUCAAUAGUGAGGAUGAUAGAGGUGUAUUGAAAGGGAACUGGUCUGGAACCUAUGGCAAUGGGGUAAACCCAUCAGACUGGACUGGGAGUGUGGAGAUCCUGAAGCUCUGGGCCAAAACCCAUUUCAGCCCAGUGUGCUAUGGACAAUGUUGGGUCUUUGCCUCAGUCAUGUGCACAGUCAUGAGGGUGUUUGGAAUUCCAUGUCGGGUUGUCACCAUCUUCAACUCAGCACAUGACACCAAUGCGAACCUUGUGAUUGAGGAGUUUUACACUGACAAAGGAGAAAAGUUGCACCACUCUAGAGACAGUAUAUGGAAUUUCCACCUGUGGUGCGAGUGCUGGAUGUCCCGUCCUGACUUAGUUCAAGAGUUUGAUGGCUGGCAGGUCCUGGACCCAACACCACAGGAGAAAAGUAGAGGGAAGUACUGUUGUGGACCUUGUCCCGUGAGAGGCAUCAGAAGACGAAGUGUCAACCUGCCCUAUGAUGCCCCUUUCAUUUAUGCCUCUGUGAAUGCAGACGUGCUCACGGUCAUGGUGAAAAAUGGUGUCAUGGUGGGAAGGAGCAUAGACAGGAACCGAGUGGGUUCUCAUAUCUACACAAAGAGAGUGGGUUCUGAUGAACCCCAAAGCCUCAUAUGCUCUUACAAAUGUGUCAAUGGAACAACCCAAAGUUUGGCAGUUUCGCUGCAGUUGGACAGAGUGCCUGUGUUUGGGGAGGAUAUUAUGAUGUCAGUCACUUUGACAAACAGAGGCAGAAGCCCCAGAGUCCUCAGGGAACACGUCAAUGCCCAGGCCAAAGAAUAUAAUGGCACUGCUCUGCACACUUUUUGGGAAGUGCACAACCGACUACGCAUUUUACCUGGUCAAGUUUUUGCCAUCAAGCAUCAGAUUCCUCAUUGUCGGUAUGAACAUGUGCUGGGUGGAGAUUGUCUGGUGAAUGCAGCGGUGGUUAUCGAAGACGAACAGACACAAGAGCGGGCCUUGGCAUCAGAGGAGUUCAACGUCAACACCCCACAGAUUUCAAUAGAGGUCACGGGUGGAGACAGAGUGCUCAGGAACCAGGAACAGAUGGCCGUUAUUAGCUUCACCAACAUGCUUGGGAUGGCCCUAACUGGAAUUGUGUUGAUAGUGGAAGGCUCAGGGCAGACUAUGAGAAGAGAGGUGACCUUCAAGCCCACGGCACUUGGCAUCAAGAUGCUGCAUGCCAGCGUGGCAUUUAAAAACUGCCAAGCCAUCAUCAGAGGCUUUCUCAAAGUCACAGUCACAGCCACAUGA